AUGACACCAGGCAAAUCUUCCAAGACACCUAUCGUCAGGAAUCUAACAACCCUAGCUGAUAUCAACAUUAGAGAUAAAGAUGGAAAAACGGCUCUUCAUUAUGCAGUAUAUCAUAAUGACAAAGAAUUGAUUGAAUUUCUAAUUUCGCAUAAUGUAGAUGUUAAAAUAAAAGAUAAUGACGGAAGAGCAGCUAUAAAUUAUGCAAAACAGAAAGAAACAAUAGAAUAUCUUAUUUUACAUGGAGCAGAUAUCCAGGAUGUUGGAAUUAAUGGUAAGACUUCUCUUCACUAUGCAGCCGAAAAUGGGUUAAUUGAAUUAAUUGAAUAUCUUAUUUCACAUGGAGUGGACAUAAAUGGUAAAGAUAAAUCAGGCAGAACAGCUCUUCAUUAUGCAACCACGUACAAUAAUUGCGAAGUUGCAAAGUAUCUUAUACAGCAAGGGGCAAUUAUCAAUACAAAAGACGAAAAUGGGAAAACUCCACUUCAUUUGGCAGUGGAAAAAUGUACUGAAGGUAUAUUAGAACUCCUAAUUUCAUAUGGUGCUGAAAUAAAUGCAAAAGAUAAAGAAGGAGAUACUACUCUUCAUUUUGCAGCAGGACAAUAUCAUACAACAGCAGCAAAAUUUCUUCUUGAACAUGGAGCUUAUAUUAAUGAGAAAGAUAAAAAUAAUAAAACAGCUCUUCAUUUAGCGACAGAGAAUAAUUGUCCAGAAACAGCAAAACUUCUUAUUUCAUUCAAUGCAGAUAUCAAUGCAAAAGAUAAAUCUGGAAAAACUGCACUUCAUUAUGCAGCCCAAAAUAAUUGUAUAAAAACAGCAGAGCUUCUUAUUUUGCGCCAUGUUGAUAUUGAUGCAAAAGAUAAAUUCGGACAAACUGCCCUUCAAUAUGCGAUUCAAAACCAUAAUACGGAGAUGAAACGAUUUCUUAUUUUGCAUGGUGCAGAAACUAAUUCUAGAGAUAAAAAUUAUAUACAAAGAUUUUGGAAAAUCAUUUUUCGAAAGUUGAUCAAGUGA
Messenger RNA from Trichomonas vaginalis G3, 1011 nucleotides. Its product is annotated as cyclin-dependent kinase inhibitor 2C-related family. Gene Ontology annotation, molecular function: protein binding. NCBI's taxonomy places the organism in Eukaryota, Parabasalia, Trichomonadida, Trichomonadidae. Bases 1 to 1011 code for a protein of 336 amino acids. The transcript has a single exon. The record is from RefSeq and is a predicted model, not a curated record.